ACCGUACCCCAAGGGCCGGAGCCGGGCCGGGCGGCUGCGCCGCAGGAACCGGAAGUCAGGAGGCACCCGGAAGUGGGGUGUAAGCUUGGAAGGGGGACGCUCCGGAAGUUGUGGGCUCCGAGCUCUCGCGAGAAAGGGGCGUGGCGCCGUGCGGCGCUAGGGUGGUAACCACGGCGACGGGACGGGGCGGAGCGCGCACCCCGGGCUCUCGGCCUGUCCUGUGGGGUCGCAGGUGGGAGACGGUGUGCGGAGGCGGCCGGUGUGGACACCGGUGACCUGUCCUCUCCCCUCCUGAGCGUCCGCGGCGCUGCGCUGGGGCGGGCCCCGGAGCCACAGGUGGGUGAUGGAGGAGCCACAGACAUCCCCCGCGCAUGAUGGCUGUGGGGGCGACAUAGUCACAGAGAGAUUCCGGGUCCAGUCGGAGCGGUCCGCUUCCCACGUCCAGCUCGCGUGCCGCGCGCCGCACUGCGCGUUCCCCGUGGACUGGACUGCGCUCUGUGUGCAGAGCACCGCGGACCCUGCCCAGCAGCUUCUGAUCUUAAAAGGACACCAUCAGCCAAUCACUGCUGUGGCAUUUGGCAACAUGGAGCACCCGCUUGUGGUCUGCUCUGCCUCCCAAGAUUGCGUGCUGAUGUGGAAGCUGGAGGAGUGCCAAGAGAACGCGCUUCAGGGGACAGACCCGCAUGGGCUCGUCCUGGGCACCCGCCUGGGAGAGGUGCGGUGUGUGAGGUUCAGUUGGGACGACCAGAUGGCUGCAGUGUGCACUGGCAACAGGGUCCUCGUGCUGGACGUGCAGAGCCAAACCGCAUGUGCCAAGCUGGAGGGGCACCAGGGCCCCGUGACUGCAGCCGAGUUCUGUGCAUGGCAAGCGCAUGUGGUCAUCUCGGGGUCUGAGGACAGAAGCUUCAAGGUGUGGGACUGCCGCUCGGGGGCCUUGGUGCACAGCUCGGCGGUGCUGACAGCCUCCCCUGUCCUGAGCCUCUUCAUCGAUGGGGAGAGCCAGCAGCUGGUGGCCGGGGGCGCCGAGGGCCAGCUGUGUAUCUUCAGUUUGGUGGAAGGUCAUCAUUAUCGGCAAGUGACGCGCGUGGACCUGAGGAAAGAAAUGGGGAGUUUCUACGCCAGCCGGCCAGGAGAGAGGGGGCUGGAUAGAGGGGACGGGGUCGACGUGGUGCUCCCCGUCCUGAGCCUGGCGCACUGUGACCUGCCGCCGGGCCUCGGUCCCGGGCGUGGAUGCCUGUCCCAGGAGAGGACCAGCUGCGUGUGGGUCGGAAGCUCCACGGGGAUGUUCAUACUGAACCUGGCCAACUUUGAGCUGGAGGCGGCCCUGCAUUACCAGGAUUUUCAGGACCUCAGCAUUCAGGUGGCCGGGUCGUGUGCUUUGAUGAGCAGCUGUGGCAAGGCCUUCUGCUUACUCGCCUCCAUGUUUGGGAACGAGAUCACCUGCUUGGAGGUCGACCCAGCUGCUCUGGUGAGGUCCCAGCAGCACCCACACCUGGGAACGCCGCUCUCAGUGCUGCCCAGCUCCGGGGUCUCGCCGACCUCCCCUCUGUACUUCGGAGCCGCCAAGGGGACACAUAUCAAGCUGGCCGGCCGCCACCAAGCCGCUGCUCAGAGCGUCCUGCAGGACCAGCCCCUGGUCUUCCACAGCCGCGUCCGAUCCUCCGGUUACACGGCUGCGCCCCACAUGACCAUGUUCUCACCCAAGACCAGUGUCAAGAGAGGCUGUCAGAGACCUUCACGACGCAGGAGCACUCACCCCUGUCAGGAGUACCCUUCAGACAGCCCUGCACCGACCCGGCUCCGUAGGCAGCUGUCUGUGGCCCAGGGCCUGGUGGCCGUGCGCUGCAUGCAGUUCUCAGGAGACGGGCGUCGGCUGGCCUGUGGCCUGGCCGACCACCUGGCCCUGGUCUUUGACGCCCAUCUGACUGGAGCACCUGCUGUUUUCUCGGGUCACGAUGGGGCAGUGAGCGCCCUGGGCUGGAGCCACGAUGCCCAGUGGCUGCUGUCGGCCUCCCUGGACGGGACGGUGAGGGUGUGGUUGGCCCGCAGCCGGGAGCCUGUCCUGUGCCUGGGCACAGACGUGUUCCCGGAGCCGGUGCACCACGUGCAGUUCUACUACCUCGAUUCGUUCAUGCUCGUGUCCUCAGGCCCCGAGCUCCAGCUGCUCAGGCACCAUCUGGACCCCCGCAGGGACGAGCUGAGAAGGUACAAGCAGAGGAGCAGGUGCACCCGCGUGUUCCGGCUCCCCACGACGGAGGCCGCGGAGAUCACCGGCCUGUCCGCCCCCAACGAGUUUUACUCCCACCUAGUGCUGGCCGCCAGCCGGAGCCGGACAGUGGAAGUCUUCGACCUCAACGCGGGCCGCAGCGCUGCCGUGAUCCAGGGAGUUCAUUCCCGGCCCGCCCACCAGAUCUGCCAGAACCAGGGGUCGCCAUCCACCACCCAGCCGCCUCAGGCUUAUAACCUUUUUGCAACCACCGCCGUGGGUGACGGGGUCCGGCUGUGGGACCUGAGAACCCUGAGGUGUGAGCGCCGUUUCGAAGGACACCCAACCCGCUGCUUCCCAUGUGGGAUUGCCUUCAGCCCCUGCGGGCGCUUCGUGGCAUGUGGUGCGGAGGACAGAAACGCAUACGUGUAUGACGUGGGCUCCAGCACCUUCUCCCACCGGCUGCCGGGGCACACGGACACGGUCAGCGGGGUGGCCUUCAGCCCAUCCGCCCCUCAGCUCGUCACCGCCACUCUGGACGGCAAACUCCAGCUGUUUGUAGCCGAGUGACGCUGCCCCAUGCCGCCAGGCCCCAGCGUGAGAUGGUGCUGCUGCGUCUGCCCACGGCCCUGGUUCUACUGCUCACGGCCCCACAGACCCCCACGGUGCUGCCCUUCCACGCAGAGGGCGGUGAAGUUAACGCCGAUGUUCCCCAAUAAAUAGCCUGUAUUUGCUUACAACCGAGACUGCAGAGAGUGAGAGUGACAGAAUGACAAUAAGAGAGUGAGGGAGUGAGAGAGAGUAAGAGGGAGGGAGAGACUGAGACACAGACAGGGUGGAAUGGGAGGGACGCCCUUCGCGGUGGUGAGAAAGAGGUGCAAGCCCUGACUAUGCCCACGCUCUGCUGGGGCACCAGCCUCUCCCGUGGCCUCUCCCCUGGCCUCUCCUGUGGCCUCUCCCGUGGCCUCUCCCGUGGCCUCUCCCGUGGCCUCCGUGUCUGCGAGGUUUGCUCCGGGCCUCCUGCCCACGAUGCUGGCAGAGCCGGCGCAGAGGCCCCUCCUCAGUCACAGUAGUUUCCGGGGAACCGUGCCCAGUCCCGCUUCUGAAGGUGCCACGUGUCAGGAUGCUUCUAGAACAGUCCCAACCCCGUGUCUGGCACCCUGGAAGGCACCUGUGUCAGGACCUCUGCGGCAGCAUGGCCUCACCGGGGAGGCCCAGUGUCACCCACCCUUCUGGGGACCCAAGGGCUCCCGUCCCCCUGACCCCUCCCCCAACCC
Messenger RNA from Pipistrellus kuhlii (Kuhl's pipistrelle), 3483 nucleotides. RefSeq names its product WD repeat domain 27 (gene WDR27). Bases 344 to 2776 code for a protein of 810 amino acids. The record is from RefSeq and is a predicted model, not a curated record. The transcript has 25 exons. NCBI's taxonomy places the organism in Eukaryota, Metazoa, Chordata, Mammalia, Chiroptera, Vespertilionidae. Gene Ontology annotation, molecular function: protein binding.